Lindgomyces ingoldianus is the source of this 1047-nucleotide messenger RNA. RefSeq lists its product as uncharacterized. NCBI's taxonomy places the organism in Eukaryota, Fungi, Ascomycota, Dothideomycetes, Pleosporales, Lindgomycetaceae. The coding region runs from base 1 to 1047 and encodes 348 amino acids. The transcript has 2 exons. The record is from RefSeq and is a predicted model, not a curated record.
AUGCACAAUUCUCGCUUUACAGCUCCCCCGGUCAUUCAUCCAUCCCAUUUAGGGACACCCUUUGCGAAUAUGACUCGAACAAAGCGAUACGGCAAUCGCGAGAAGGCUGGCCCUUCUGCGCUUACGCCUCUGGCGAGAAACACUGUUGGAGGAUUACAGGGCUCUAGGUUUGCCUUGAGGGAUGGAAUAGAGGUUGGUGGCUGUGUCCCGUUAAAAGCCACUGGUGGUAUGGAAACUUCUAUGCAUACCCCGAAAGCACUUCUGGAUGGACCUCAGAUCUAUACUAUAUCUACCGCAAACGUCAAACGAGAAACACCCCUUGUCGUCGUCAAGGCCGGCUUCGAAGAGUGGAAGAAAGCUAAUAGUGUCGCAAAAAAAGGACCAGUGAAGACACUAUCUCAGCCCUUAGUCAAUAAAUCUAUCUUCCCCGAUAUUCCCCGCGAUCUAGUGCUUAAAUUCCAGGAACUUGAGUGCGGGGAUCAACUGGCUACCCAUCGACUACAACAAGCUGACAACGGUAACAAGAACUCGACGGCGAGUGUUACUGUUACAUCGCAGCAGACCGCCGCUCUCAAUUCAAGGAUAAGCAUCUUGGAACAUCUGGAAUCUAGACCCCCUAUAAAUAAGGCCAAUGCCGUGCCCCCAGCUCCUCAAAAUAUCUUAGUAAACCCAUCCCGUAAGAGUCGCUUACUCAGCACUGCUUCCCCAUCGUUCUCCCUAACAACCCUCUCACCGCAAGCCUCGCCAGCGGCAGAAAUAUUCUCACCUGCUCCUCCCUCCCUCCUCUCCUCACCCCCCAAUACCACCACUACAUCUCCCACCUCCUCCAAACCCCCAGCAUCCACAAAACCCUUCCUCCACGCCUCCGGUUACCAAUACUGGUUCCCGCAAGGCCCCUACGACCCCGCGUGGCGCCACGCUCCCAUUGUAGCACCUGGCCGUCCAGGCGUGUUAUACGACUCCAAAUGCAAGUACACGAACUCCCCUUCAUGGGCUGAUAUCUUUGAUCCAGAGCGCUUGGAAGCAGAUAUAGCCAAGGCCACGUAA